UGUCGCUGCGCGGGCGGCGGUUGGGAUCCGUCCGGUCUGUCCAGCCGGAGAGGGACCUGGUGCCUGUACCCAGGUUUCUGUCGCUCAGUUACCUGUGCUAUUCCCUGCUGUAGUCACAGGAGCUGUCGAGAGGACCCCGGGACAUCUGAAAUCCAGGAAAUGAUGUUUCAGGACCCAGUGGCCUUUGAGGAUGUGGCUGUGAACUUCACCCAGGAAGAGUGGACAUUGCUGGAUAUUUCCCAGAAGAAUCUCUUCAGGGAAGUGAUGCUGGAAACUUUCAGGAACCUGACCUCUAUAGGGAAAAAGUGGAAAGACCAGAACAUUGAAUAUGAGUACAAAAUCCCCAGAAGAAGCUUCAGGAGUCUCAUAGAAGAGAAAGUCAAUGAAAUUAAAGAAGACAGUCAUUGUGGAGAAACUUUUACCCAGGUUCCAGAUGACGGGCUGAACUUCCAGGAGAAGCAAACUUCUCCUGAAGUAAAAUCAUGUGACAGCUUUGUGUGUGCAGAAGUUGGCAUAGGUAACUCAUCUUUUAAUAUGAACAUCAGAGGUGACAUUGGACACAAGGCAUAUGAGUAUCAAGAGUAUGGACCAAAGCCAUAUAAGUGUCAACCGAAGCCAUAUAAGUGUCAACAACCUAAGAAUAAGAAAACCUUCAGGUAUCGCCCCUCCCUUAGAACACAAGAAAGGGAUCGCAUUGGAGAGAAACCCUAUGCUUGUAAAGAAUGUGGAAAAACCUUUAUUUUCCAUUCAAGCAUUCGAAGACACAUGGUAAUGCACAAAGGGGAUGGACCUUAUAAAUGUAAAUUUUGUGGGAAAGCCUUCCAUUGUUUCAGUUUAUGUCUUAUCCAUGAAAGAACACACACUGGAGAGAAACCAUAUGAAUGUAAACAAUGUAGUAAAUCCUUUAGUUAUUCUGCUACCCUUCAAAUACAUGAAAGAACUCACACUGGGGAGAAGCCCUAUGAAUGUAGCAAAUGUGAUAAGGCAUUUCAUAGUUCCAGUUCCUAUCAUAGACAUGAAAGGAGUCACAUGGGGGAGAAGCCUUAUCAAUGCAAAGAAUGUGGAAAAGCAUUCACGUAUACCAGUUCUGUUCGUAGACAUGAAAAGACCCACUAUGGGAAAAAGGCGUAUGAAUGUAAGCAAUAUGGGGAAGCCUUAUCCUAUCUUAUAAGUUUUCAAACACACAGAAUGAACUCUGGAGAAAGACCUUAUAAAUGUAAGAUAUGUGAGAAAGGCUUUUAUUCUGCCAAGUCAUUUCAAACACAUGAAAAAACUCACACUGGAGAGAAACCCUACAAAUGCAAGCAAUGUGGUAAAGCCUUCAGAUGUUGCAAUUCCCUUCGAUAUCAUGAAAGGACUCAUACUGGAGAGAAACCCUAUGAAUGUAAGCAGUGUGGGAAAGCCUUCAGAUCUGCCUCACACCUUCGAAUGCAUGGUAGGACUCACACUGGAGAGAAACCCUAUGAGUGUAAGCAAUGUGGGAAAGCCUUCAGUUGUGCCUCAAACCUUCGAAAGCAUGGUAGGACUCACACUGGAGAGAAACCCUAUGAGUGUAAGCAAUGUGGGAAAGCCUUCAGAUCUGCCUCAAACCUUCAGAUGCAUGAAAGAACUCACACUGGAGAGAAACCCUAUGAAUGUAAGGAAUGUGAAAAAGCAUUCUGUAAAUUGUCUUCUUUUCAAAAACAUGAAAGGAAGCACAGAGGAGAAAAGCCCUAUGAAUGUAAGCAUUGUGGGAAUGGAUUCACAUCUGCCAAGAUCCUUCAAGUACAUGCAAGAACACACAUUGGAGAGAAACACUGUGAAUGUAAGGAAUGCGGAAAAGCAUUCAAUUAUUUUUCUUCCUUGCAUAUACAUGCAAGGACUCAUAUGGGAGAGAAGCCAUAUGAAUGUAAGGGUUGUGGGAAAGCAUUCAGCUAGCCUGGUUCCUUUUAUGGACAUGAAUAGACUCACACUGGAAGGAAACACUAUGAAUGCAAGCAGUGUGGCAAAGCUUUCACAUGUUCCAGUUCUUUUCGAUACCAUGAAAUGACUCACACUGGGGAGAAACUCUAUCAGUGUAAGCAGUGUGGGAAAGCCUUCAUUUCUUUUACUUCUUUUCAACGUCAUGAAAGGACUCACAUGGGAGAGAAACCCUAUGAGUGUAUGUGAUGUGGAAAAGCAUUUCUUCUAGUUCCCUUCAAUAUCAUGAAAGGACUUACACUGGAGUGAAGCCCUAUGAAUGUAAGCGGUGUGGGAAAGCCUUCAGAUCAGCCUCGCGCCUUCAAUGGCAUGGAAGCAUUCACACUUGGGAGAAACCCUAUGAAUGUAAGCAGUGUGGGAAAGCCUUCAGAUCUGCCAAGAUUCUUUGAAUACAGAUAAUGAAUGUAAACAACUUUAUCAUAACUGUAUACUAACAUGUUAUUUUUAAAUAAUUAAGCUAUAAUAAAAUAUCCUAUUGGUUUUAUGUAUUAGA
Messenger RNA from Chlorocebus sabaeus (green monkey), 2452 nucleotides. Lineage: Eukaryota; Metazoa; Chordata; Mammalia; Primates; Cercopithecidae. The record is from RefSeq and is a predicted model, not a curated record.